AGGGGAAGGGAGGAGGAAGAAGAGAGACACAGUCAGCAGGGACCACCGGCUGUAUGGGACUUGGACAGAAGGACUAGCAGAAUUUGUCCUUGAGGAAGCGUCACACUGCUGAAUCCCAGAGAGACUGAGAGGACAGAAAGGGACAGAGGCAGGAGAGGAGACAGCCAAGGGGGUUAUCCCUCUCUCUGUGGCUUACCUCCAGAGAUGACCCAAUUAUUAUCUACUGGAGUUAAGUGGUAUCAAGAGGACAAUAAAGACUAAUUCCUCCUCAUUACCUGGGCCUCUAUGGAUUUUACCUGUGAUGGCUCACCUGAACAGAUGAAGAUUUGUUAAUGUGAAACUUGUUGAUAUCCCACCGAUAUCAACUCAUACUGCUGUAUUGUAUAUACGUACGUCUGGAGGUGUUUCUCAUCACAGAGAGCCUGUAGUCGUUGAAGUUAUGGAGGCUGUCUUGUUGGGUCUAGACGAAGCGGUCUGUACUCGGCAGGGUCUGCUGUGGACUCUCACCUCAACUGCCCUGAGACGCCUUUGUGUGCGUGCAAGGAACCUUCCUGCACCCCUGCAUCUAUUGCACACACACAGGUGUGUUUCUAGGCCACUCUAUCAGAUGACAGAGGGGAGGCGAUGUCAGGUCCAUCUCCUGGACGACAGGAAGCUGGAGCUCCUUGUACAGCCCAAGCUGAUGGCCAAGGACUUGCUGGACCUCGUGGCCUCUCACUUCAACCUCAAGGAGAAGGAGUACUUUGGAAUCGCAUACACAGAUGAAACGGGCCAUUUUAGUUGGCUGCAGUUGGACCGCAGGGUAUUAGAACACGAGUUCCCCAAGAAGUCUGGUCCCAUUGUCCUCUAUUUCUGUGUCAGGUUCUACAUAGAGAGUAUAUCCUACCUGAAAGACAAUGCCACUAUUGAGCUGUUUUUCCUUAAUGCCAAGUCCAUCAUCUACAAGGAGCUUAUUGAAGUGGACAGUGAUGUUGUCUUCGAAUUGGCUUCCUAUAUUCUACAAGAGGCGAAAGGUGAUUUCACCAGUAAUGAUGCAACCAGGUCUGACCUGAAAAAGCUGCCUGCUCUGCCCACCCAGGCCCUAAAGGAGCACCCAUCUCUGGCCUACUGUGAAGAGCGGGUCAUAGAGCAUUACAAGAAGCUCAAUGGGCAGUCCAGAGGGCAAGCUAUUGUAAAUUAUAUGAGCAUUGUAGAGUCUCUGCCCACAUAUGGAGUACAUUACUAUGCUGUAAAGGACAAGCAGGGGAUCCCAUGGUGGUUGGGUCUGAGCUAUAAAGGCAUCUUUCAGUAUGACCACCAGGACAAAGUCAAACCCAGGAAGGUGUUCCAAUGGCGUCAGUUGGAGAAUCUCUACUUCAGAGAGAAGAAGUUUUCAGUAGAAGUUCAUGACCCCAGGAGGGCGUCGGUGACAAGAAGGACGUUUGGUCACAGUGGCAUCGCUGUGCACACGUGGUACGCCUGUCCUGCCCUCAUCAAGUCCAUCUGGGCCAUGGCCAUCAGCCAACACCAGUUCUACCUGGACCGCAAGCAGAGCAAGUCUAAGAUCCAUGCUGCACGGAGUUUGAGUGAGAUUGCUAUAGACCUUACAGAAACAGGAACUUUGAAGACCUCCAAACUGGCCAACAUGGGCAGCAAGGGCAAAAUUAUAAGUGGCAGCAGUGGCAGUCUGCUUUCCUCUGGCUCUCAGGAAUCGGACAGCUCCCAGACAGCUAAGAAGGACAUGCUGGCAGCACUGAGGGCCAGGCAGGAUGCACUGGAGGAAACACUAAGACAGAGACUAGAGGAACUUAAGAGCAUCUGUAUCAGAGAGGCGGAGCUGACAGGAAAGCUUCCUAAGGAAUAUCCUUUGGAUCCAGGAGAGGAGCCGCCCACAGUGAGACGGAAGAUCGGUACCGCCUUUAAACUGGAUGAGCAGAAGAUUCUUCCUAAGGGAGAGGAAGAGGAACUGGAGCGUUUGGAACGGGAGUUUGCCAUUCAGUCCCAGAUUACAGAGGCAGCCAGGCGUCUUGCCAGCGAUCCUCACGUGAGCAGUAAGAAGCUGAAGAAACAGAGGAAGACUUCUUAUCUGAACGCACUGAAGAAGCUCCAGGAAAUUGAGAACUCUAUCAAUGAGUACCGGGUCCGCUCUGGCAAGAAGCCUACGCAGAGGGCGUCGCUUAUCAUAGAGGAGGCCAAUAUUGGUUCUGAAGACAGUUCAUUGUCCGACGCACUGGUCUUGGAUGAUGAUGAUCCUCAAGUUACAGGUACCCCCACCUUCUCUCCUGUAGCAUCGCCUCACAAGGGCCUCCCUCCUCGACCACCAUCUCACAGUCGGCCCCCUCCACCGCAGUCCCUGGAUGGCUUGCGACACCUGCACUACACACGCUCUGACUACGAUAAAUCACCCAUCAAACCCAAGAUGUGGAGUGAAUCGUCACUGGAUGAGCCCUACGAAAAAGUCAAGAAACGCUCCUCUCACUCCAGUCACAGGCGUUUCCCUAGCUCUGGCAGUGCAGAGGCAGGGGGUAGUAACUCUCUGCAGAGCAGCCCCAUCAGGAGCCUCCCUCACUGGAAUUCUCAGUCCAGCAUGCCGUCGACCCCGGACCUGAGGACCAGGACCCCACAUUACGUACAUUCCACUAGGUCAGUGGACAUCAGUCCCACACGUCUGCACAGUCUCGCUCAGCACUUUAGGAACCGCAGCUCAAGCCUUGAGUCCCAGGGCAAACUGUUGGCAUCCGACCCCGAUGCACACCCGCACACACUGGGCACACUGGGCAGCCCUGACUUCUUCCUGGGCCCAGGACGCAGCUCCAAUGGCUCUGACCCACUGGACGACUGCUCAUCCUGCACCAGCCAAAGCAGCUCAGAGCAUUACUAUCCCGCUGGUGGACCCCCUGGAAGCAACCCCAACUACUCUACUCUGGGAGAGGACUCGCCCUCCAAAGCCAGGCAGAGGCAGAGGCAAAGGCACAGGUCUGCAGGUCACCUGGGUUCCUCUAACUCCGGCUCCAUGCCAAACCUGGCAGCUAAGAACGGCUCAGGUGGAGGCUCUGGUGGAGGUGGGGUGGGAGGAGGACAUCAUGGAGUGUACCUCCACAGCCAGAGCCAGCCCUCCUCCCAGUACCGUAUUAAGGAAUACCCGCUAUACGUAGAGGGCAGCCCCAACCCCGUGGUGGUGCGCAGCCUGGAGAGCGAUCAGGAGGGCCACUACAGCGUGAAGGCCCAGUUCAAGACCUCCAGCUCCUACACGGCCGGGGGACUGUACAAGGAGGCCUGGGGUGGAGAGGAAGGAGGAGAGGGGAGCGGCCGACUCACGCCAUCACGCUCUCAAAUUGUACGGACUCCGUCAUUGGGGAGAGAGGGUGGUGGAGGUGGAGGAGGGGGGAGGGCGGCAGUGUCUGAAGAGCUGCGGUGCUGGUACCAGAGGUCCUCAGGGAGCCUGAAAGAAAGGAGUCACUCACAUUCGGGAUCUACUUCCUCCGAGACAGGGUCACAGCAAGGUACCCUGGGACAUGGUCGAGGGAGUAGAGUAGGAACACUCGCCAAGGGCUCACCAGCUGCAUCCCCUCACAGCCAGAGGAGUAUGACGCCCUCCAGCGAACACGCAGCCACACCCACACCCCCCUGUAGCCCACAGCACAUCCUCAACUGGCAGAGCGGAGGCACAGCAGACAGCUCUCCUACUGAGGACGUCUGUCAGUCUCCCCCUCAGCCCAGCUCUGAUGCAUAGAGGUCUUUCAGUGACAGCUGUUUUCUCAGCAGCCCCCUGUGUUCAGAGUUGGCAGAUGUGCAGUGGUACGGACACGAUAAGGCCAAACCUGGAACCCUGGUCUGAGACCUUCCUAUAGGGCCCAGAAAAGUCCCAUUGCCCUCUCCUACUGCCUCUCCACUGUCCCUCACUACUACCCAUCGACAACCAACAACCUCAUCCUUAAGCCCCUACAAAAACCCUGCCCUGAACGGACUGGCGGACUGAACAUGAGCCUCCCUCCUCCCUAAAUCCUGGCCUCCAUCCAUCUCACCACUUCUUUAUUACACCCCUCUACCACAGCUCAGCUGGACAGUUACUCGCUCGCUGGGCUCUGAUAAGACUCGAUUACACAGGACAGACUGAGAAAUGCCACCUCAGCUGUCGAACUUUUUGCCGUACAGCACCACAGAGCCCGUUCUUUACUCACCCUCAGCACACAAGCGAAGGGGGCAAGGGGGGGGGGAAGGAGCGAUGGGAAGAGAGAGCACAGAAAAAUAUCAAACAUACAACUCAAAUUCAACAGAACCAACAUCGGCCAUUUCAGGAUAUGUAUCAUUUCUCAUCUUUGGUCCCCCGACCUUACUAACUCCAGUGCACUGCCACCCAAUCAGAGGAUACCUGCUGGAUUUGAGCCACCAGUUUAAACCCCAUUUCCAGGCCCAGAUGAACUGUGUUGGAUUUCAUUAUUCCCAUUAAUGUUGUUUGUCGUUUUGUUUAUGUCUCCCUGCAUAUUUAUAAAAAAAAAAAAGAGAAGAUGACACAGACUUUUAAAAACAAGAAUCUGGAUUAAGAAACAUUUAGGUGACAAAUUCAACUCCUCUCAGUUUAACCCACAACCAAAGACAACAACUGGAUUUACUGGUCAUACCAGGGUCCCUGGGCUGGUGCCCCCCGCAGAAAAGUAACUGCAACUGUAUGAGAGUGAAUUCACAGUGACAAUAUCAGGAUGGUUCAUGGGACUCUAUCUGGGAUAUUGAUGAGGACUAUAGCAAUAACAAACAUUGUACAAGUAUAUGAACUGGUUUGAAUCUACAGAGUGAAUCGAAGCAGGCGUUUGGCCAUGUUCUUUGCCUUGUGAUGCCUGGAGUAAAGGAUUAUUAGUGCAUCAUAGGGAGAAUUUGGAGUUGUGGUUAUUGGGUUUGGCAUUAAUCUAUGCUUAUUUCAGUGACUUCAUCAUUCAUGUUUAUUUAAUGUCUUUGGUCUUUAUAAGAUUUCUCUGUCCACAACGGUUUGUUUGGCCACAUGGUGCAUUGUGAUCAAUACUAAGAAUUCUGAAUCCACCUCUUCACAUUUUUCAUUUUCACCCCUGAUAGUGAAACAUGAUUGGCUGUUGGCGUUACAUGUGUUUGAUAUUAAGGCUGUUCAGUGAUAAAUCUCUACAGUGAAUUGUCUUUUUUUAAUCACUACUGUCUCUUUUUCUCCUUUGGUCUUGGCUCUAUACCGGUUCUCACCAUGCUGACUGUCUUGUCAGUCUUUUGUAGCACUGUGUUUUCACAUCUUUCGGUCCAUCUCUUCAGCAUGACAGGAGCGUCUGACUGAACCCAGACAGUCUGAACUCAAUUCCGGCUAGAGCACACACACACACACACACACACACACACUAACACGACACCUCAUAUUAUGGGCACGCAUGAGUGCAAGUUUAUCAGUGCCAAACAUGUUGGUGCUUUUACAUUUUUUUUUUACUGUAAUUCAGCACUGAACCAGCCACACCUUCAAUCUGCAAACCCCCUUUCAAAUCCUAACAAUAAACCCCCACGGUCUAUAGCCCUUGUAUAUAACAGCAGCAAGGCAGAGUAACCAGAAGACACUUAAAAGACUUCUGUGUUCUCUAUGAUUUGGUAUCAGGUGUUGUAGGAAUUAUUCAAACAUACUUUAUAAAAGCACAACAGUGUCUAUGAGGGCUUUAGUGUGUUCUCAUUUUCCACUCUCAAUAUUUGAAUAUAAGUUGUAUCAAAGUGCAUAAAAGGAAACCAGACAAAAACCACAGAUGAGGUGUUACAUGAUAGUGCUCUUUUUAUUUGCAUACGGACAAUUUCAGGUUGACUAAUUAAUACCCCUCUGUCGGGGCAAAAGAGAAGCCAUAGCGACAACUGAAACAAACAAUACCUUUCAAAUGGAGAUAGUUAUUUUGUCACACAUCCCAAUCAGCAGGCAGAUCUUCAGAACAGGGUUAGAAAAGCACACCUGGUUUUGUACGAAGGACGUAGAACUCUGCAUGUUUUAGCUGUCUCCCUCAUCUUCCCCUAACCAGAGUUAACAGAUGUUCAUUUUAUUAAGAUUAUGACAGAUUCUACAUCUCAGUUAUAGAGAGAAGUGGACAUGUUUUUUUCAGUCUUACAGCACCAUUAUGUUUGGAUAAAAGGUGUAACAUGCUUUAUGGCAUGGGAGGAAUGGAACGUAUCUCACCCUGUCCCUCAUAGUGUUGUGUUUCCUUUAUGCACUGACAUCAGUUGUGGUAAUCUGAAGGUUUAGCCCUCUCCCUGCAUGGUUGGUUCUCCAAGAGUUGUCCACCCAUGCCCUGUCAAAUUUGAUUAGCCUUUACCCAGGAUUGGAACCAGCACUCCCUGGUUACAGUCUCAUAUGAAUGAAUUACUCUGUGUAUUCAAGUCAACCUAUUAGAGUACAAGUUUGACCCUGCUUUGCUCACUCAAAGCCUUUGCCCACUGUUUGUGCUCUAAAGACACAACCCCAUGCAUGCUCUGCAGAUCCACUGACAAAAAAAAAAAAAAGGACCCCAAAGACAUUGAGCAUCCGACCUCUAUACGCUAACAUUAGCAGGUCUUGCUCCAGAGUGGUUUCUCGCACCCAGAAAGUCCCAUUUUAACCUUGUGGUAAUCUCUGACCUCUGAGCCCGAUGUGAAGAAGUGUGAUGUCCCCUCCCUCUGUAGCUCCAAACAUACCUUAUUUUCUGUGCUCCAUUAAAAAAAAUGUAUGAGGUUUUUUGUAAUACUCCAAGAGAAACAAACUAACUCUUUUAUCAGUCUUUAUCUGUAUGUACGGAGGGGCGCUGUAAGGUUUUGGUGGGGUUUUUAACAUUCACAUUCAUUGUUUUAACAAUUUUCCAUUUUAUAUGAACCAGUAUUGUUUGUUUUUUUUAGUUCUGACAUUGUAACAACCCUUUCAGGUGCUACAAAAUGACCAGUUACUGCUUUGUCACGUAGGAUCUAGAUAUCUCUUCAUUGUUAUCAAUAGAUUCAAUACCAGAUGUGCAAAAUGAAGCUUAUUUUAACAGACAGUUUAAUAGUAGAACACUUCCCCUACCAGACAAUAGAGCAUGUAACUUGAUUUUAUCAGUUCAGUUCAACUGUAACAAUAAAUUUAAGGUGUUGUAGAAAAAAUGUGGAAUUGAUAAAAAAAAAAAAAAACUGAAUUCCACAGUUAAUUUAUUCUUUUUUCUAUUAAAAAUUUGUAUAGUAACUUUACAUUUUUCAAAACUGUGUUGUUGGAAAUUGAUGAUGAAUUUUCAAGAUGAGAAGCCGUGGUGGUUCUUCAGAGUAAGAAAAAUAAAUUAUUGAUGAAUGUUCUCAA
This is a messenger RNA of Dicentrarchus labrax (European seabass), 7264 nucleotides long. It is a transcript of the gene frmd4a, whose product is annotated as FERM domain containing 4A. The record is from RefSeq and is a predicted model, not a curated record. Gene Ontology annotation, cellular component: adherens junction; cytoskeleton; bicellular tight junction. Gene Ontology annotation, biological process: establishment of epithelial cell polarity. Bases 440 to 3712 code for a protein of 1090 amino acids. NCBI's taxonomy places the organism in Eukaryota, Metazoa, Chordata, Actinopteri, Moronidae. The transcript is spliced from 25 exons.